Diceros bicornis minor is the source of this 2594-nucleotide messenger RNA. RefSeq names its product dihydrouridine synthase 4 like (gene DUS4L). The record is from RefSeq and is a predicted model, not a curated record. The coding region runs from base 199 to 1152 and encodes 317 amino acids. The transcript is spliced from 7 exons. NCBI's taxonomy places the organism in Eukaryota, Metazoa, Chordata, Mammalia, Perissodactyla, Rhinocerotidae. Gene Ontology annotation, molecular function: flavin adenine dinucleotide binding; tRNA dihydrouridine synthase activity. Gene Ontology annotation, biological process: tRNA processing.
AGUGAAUCUGCUCAGCUGUGGUGGCUGGACUGACCGUGGCCGGGAGCAGCUUGGGUCCUGGAGGGGCGGGCGUCGAGGGCCCAGCGCACUGGGAAAGCCUUGGCCGCGGGGCCGGCGCUUUCCGCCGUUUCCCGCCGCGCCCCUGGGGCUGGUGUCGUUCCCCAGGUGGAACAGAAGAUUUGAAACAGAUCUGUAUUCAUGAAGAGUGACUGCACACAAACUACAACAUGUCAAGAAAGAAAAAAAGAUCCAAUAGAAAUGUUGCAUUCUGGGCAGCUGGUAAAAGUCUGUGCCCCAAUGGUUCGAUAUUCAAAGUUGGCUUUUAGAACACUAGUAAGAAAAUACAGUUGUGAUCUGUGCUAUACACCAAUGAUAGUUGCUGCUGAUUUUGUCAGAUCCAUAAAAGCCAGAGACAGUGAAUUUACCACAAACCAAGGUGAUUGCCCAUUGAUUGUUCAGUUUGCUGCUAAUGAUGCAAGACUUUUAUCUGAUGCUGCUCGUAUAGUCUGUCCUUAUGCGAAUGGAAUAGACAUUAACUGUGGUUGCCCUCAGAGGUGGGCAAUGGCAGAAGGUUAUGGAGCUUGCUUAAUAAACAAGCCAGAACUUGUUCAAGAUAUGGUGAAACAAGUAAGAAAUCAAGUGGAAAAUCCCAGAUUUUCCGUAUCUAUUAAAAUAAGGAUCCAUGAUGACCUUACAAGAACUGUAGAUCUUUGUCGAAAGGCUGAAGCAACGGGAGUUUCCUGGAUUACAGUCCAUGGAAGAACUGUUGAAGAAAGACAUCAGCCAGUGCACUAUGAGGCCAUUAAAAUAAUUAAGGAAAACAUGUCUAUACCUGUAAUUGCUAAUGGAGACAUCAGAAGCUUAAAAGAAGCAGAAAAUGUGUGGCAUAUUACUGGGACAGAUGGUGUGAUGGUCGCAAGAGGACUUUUAGCAAACCCGGCCAUGUUUGCUGGAUAUGAGGAAACCCCACUGAAAUGCAUCUCGGACUGGGUUGACAUUGCUCUUGAACUUGGAACUCCUUAUGUGUGUUUUCAUCAACAUUUAAUGUACAUGAUGGAAAAGAUAACUUCAAGGCAGGAAAAACGAGUAUUUAACGCUUUGUCAAGCACAUCAGCAGUCUUAGAUUACCUUACAGACCAUUAUGGGAUUUGACUGGACUUCCUAAAUUAUUUUAAUAUAUACUUCAUUUUAUAUCUACAGUGAAACCACCCAAGGUGGUUUAAAGGUUUUACUUUAAAUCAGUGGCCCUCAAACAUUAGUAUAAAAACAGUACCCUGAGAGCAUUUUUAAAAGUCAGUCCUAGACCCCAUCCUCAGAGAUUCUGAUUCAGUACAUCUCAAGGAUGGACCCAAAAUUUACAGUUUUAGAGAAUACCCCAGGUGGUUCAAACAUCCUAGUCAUCCUAGGUCCAAACGUUGACAAACAUUGUUCUGAAUCCUAUUGUGGAUGUUAAAAAAGUAAGAAAUUUUUUCCUAAAGGAAUCGUGUUUUUAACAUUUUUAAAUAAAUGAAACUUUUUAAUACUAAAAGUAUGGCUCAUAGCAUCUGUAAGUUAACAUGAAGUAUGUUUUUAAUGAUAGUAAGUGCAGAGAAGUGACAGAACAAAUGCCAACAUCUGUAUAAAAUGAAAAGGAACAAGAAAUUCUGUAUAGAAUCGCAUUCAGGGCUUCAAUUAAAAAUUCAAAUUAGAAAAUCAAACUGGUACUUCCUAACUCAUGAAUUACGCACCUCAAGGUAUUUGUUUUAAAUUGUAUGUAAGUGAAUUUAAUUAGAUGUGAUGUUUAAAACUGAGAUUCCAUGAAACUCUUUAAAUGACAUGAAAUUUGUUAUAUUUCAAGCCUUCUAGAUCUUAGAAGAUUGAGAGCUUAGUAAAUAUAUCUGUACCUAAAAUGAUAAAAUUAAUUUAGCCCCCCCAUAAGUAUAAAAAAUUUGGUAGCUAAUUUGGAGAUGAUUAUAUAUUUGAAAUAAUAUUCCCUGGAGAAUAGUAACCAGGUUUUAUUUUUAAUUUAAAAAUCUAAUUUUCAUACCCUAUUUUUAGUGAUAUUAUUUUUAUGCCUCCCAGCAGUUGAUAUAAUUUUAACUUUAAAGUUCCAUGGUUUGGGAAUGUUACUAAUAGAAUUUUGUUAUUGGUGAGUGUGCUACUACAAGAAUUAAGUACCUCAGGUUAAAAUAAAACAGUUCCUGGGGCCAGCCCAGUGGUGCAGCAGUUAAGUGCGAGAGCUCCACUUUGGCCGCCCGGGGUUCACAGGUUCGGAUCCCAGGCACUCACCAGCGCACCACUUGUCAAGCCAUGCUGUGGCAGCAUCCCAUAUAAAGUAGAGGAAGCUGGGCAUGGAUGUUAGCCCAGGGCCAAUCUCCCUCAGCAAAAAGAGAAGGAUUGGCAUUGGAUGUUAGCUGAGGGCUGAUCUUCCUCACAAAAAAAUAAAUAAAUAAAACAGUUCUUAAUUAAGAUAUCGGUCUAUAUAGCCAACAUGAAAACUGUUAUAAGAAGCCAUUUAUCUAAAACUGCUUAAUUCAAGAGUUCGGAAAUAUUAAAUAAAUCAGUUUUUACAUAAGCACUGCGUUGCCAUAUUUUUUGCUUAGGCACAUUCUGUG